UACACAGUCUAUAAAAUAUGCAUUCCCGAAGAGGAGCACGUUUCAAAUGAACAACAUUUUGGACAGUGACCUUUUUCCUUCUUCCAUGUAAGCAUAGGAAUUUCACAGACGGAUUUAAUAGCGGUGGUCUUAUAACAAGUCGGCGUUUGAUGAUUAACCUGGAGUUGUGAUUUUAUUCAUGCGAUAUUUUCAGUUCCGGGGUUAGAACCCGGCCGGCGCGAUGGCUCUUUAAUGAUUUGCUAAAGUUUGAGGUUGUAGUGAAGUUGCAAUGGGAUGUGGAGCCUCGAAGUCCGACUCAAAAGUGGUUGAACCACAUGUUAAAAACGGCGGAGGGACGAUAAAGAAUGGAGGAGUCCCAACCAAAAGAGAAGAGACCACUAAUGGAAACGGUAUUACAAAAUCGGUACGACUUUCUGAAGCAGAGAAAGAAAACGAGUCGAACAAAUUCUUCGAUAAAGAGAAUAAGCCGGAAAACAAAAGAACAGAACCACUAAAAACUAGUCCUCGAUACGAUGAGAGAAACUCAAGUCAACACGACUCGACAGGAAAGGUUGAAGACCCCGUGUCAACUACAAGUACAACUGUGCCGUCAGCCGUGGGUCCGGGCGUGGCGUUUGUAGUGUCGUUAGAAGACGGCUCCCGUGAGAUCAGGAGACCCCAUAGAUUAAAGAAACUGGAGAGUGUUCACACUUUCACGGCAGACAUGUUGGCGCAGAAACAAGCGGCGGCGGAACUCAACCGGCAAAAGGAAAUAGAAAAGAAGAUAAAGAAAACGUCCAAGAGGAGACAAGACCUCCUAGAAGCUCGAGAAUAUGACAAAAGCCAACAGCAAAAGGCAGAGCUACAGGGGAAGAUCCAUGCGACUGAGAAGAACAGAGAAAAAGUAAUGGCAGAGGUUUUGGCCAAGCAGCGGCGGAGGGAAGAGAGGGCGAGACGAGUGCGAGAGAGGGCCAAGAGAAUCCAAGAUGGCGACGACAUGGGGAAUAUCGAGGUGGACCCUGACGAGACCUACAACGCGGACGAAGAAGAUGAAAGGUGGGACCUCGAGCCAUCUGCACAAACCAGCAAAGCGAGCUCAUUCCAGCAGUCGCCCGACCCUGAUAGUGAAGAAGAAGAUGAUCUUAACAACAACAAGGCGUUAGACGAAAACCCACAAGAAGUACACAGCUUCUUCGAAUAAAAAUUGCGAAUAAGAUGAAAGCAGAGGGUUGGAACACGCAUGCUCAUACAAGGGAUGAGAUGAGUAAAAGCAAGCAAGAAUUGUCAGGCGGAUUUUUAUCAUUCCACAGCGGAGACAAAGAACACUCGUGAAAAUCAAAGUAUACGGAAAAGGAGAAACAACCUCUUACAAUUCUCUUAAAUACUUUAUGUUUAUUAGCGGCGAUUAAUUGGAGAAAGGCGGCAUGUCGUUGCUUUCCUGUCCAACUCCUUUAGUCACCAAGUACAGUUUUCCUUAUCUAGAAAACAUUUGCAAACCUGGUGCAGAUCGUGAAAUUCCAAAGACAUGCAUUCACUUAAAAUAUAUACUUCACUAACUUCCCCAGAAUCUCAAGGUUUUACACAAUCUGUAAACAAUGGAAUCGAAUUUUCAUUACACCUAUAUCAAGUAGAAUGCACUCGGAGAUUGAAUGUAUCGUAGCCUGCAUUGCUUCAUGGGUAUAAAAUGAAUUAGCCAAUAAGCGUUUAUGGGAGCAAAUCCAUGUUUCGAAAGCUGGAGAUUGAAUGUAUCGUAGCCUGCAUUGCUUCAUGGGUAUAAAAUGAAUUAGCCAAUAAGCGUUUAUGGGAGCAAAUCCAUGUUUCGAAAGCUGUAGCAUUUUUUGUAUUACCCAUGAAAAACUACAGGUCUCGACACAUGGCUUCUCGAGUAUUAAAAACAGCUGUAGCAGGCCUGGAAACAUUGGAGGCACAAUACCGAAAAACGGGGAAAAUAUUGGGGACAGAGCCCAUCCUCUACUGGUCAUUACCUCGACCCAGUGCCAAGCCCCUGCCUAGCCCCUGCUAAGUGAAAUAGAUAUAUAUCAUGGUUGACAAGAUAUUCAAGAUCGACAUUUUUAUAGAAACUUUAAGCGCCGCGGGAUACAAAGAUGAUAGUGUAUUAUAAAAUAGUGUGAAAUAAAGUAAAAAUUAUUUAUUGUA
Nematostella vectensis (starlet sea anemone) is the source of this 2136-nucleotide messenger RNA. RefSeq lists its product as uncharacterized. Bases 269 to 1180 code for a protein of 303 amino acids. The record is from RefSeq and is a predicted model, not a curated record. The transcript is spliced from 6 exons. NCBI's taxonomy places the organism in Eukaryota, Metazoa, Cnidaria, Anthozoa, Actiniaria, Edwardsiidae.